AUGAGCGGAUCGGCGUCUCGCCACUUCCGCUCCGCCGCAGGGGCACUGCGGCAGUGCCUUAGACGAACAAACGGCUCCUCAUCCGCGCCUCGCCCGACUCCUGUCCCCGCUAGCGCGGUCCUCGCUUCCACACAUGGCGCUCAUGAGCCCAGCAUUUGCUGUAAUACUAUCGAUCCCGCCCUCACCAGAACGAGCUCCUCCAUUGGUCGCGGGUUUAGCGUCGGCGAUGCAUCUCCCGGUGACACGUGGCACCGAUCUAUCGGUUCAUUCAAUCAUGGAUUAACACCACAGUAUCCUGACUUUCCCGCAGCAUUCGCCGCUCGAGCCGUAUCAUACUCCACGUUUCACUCAACUCCCGCUGCAGCUGCGGCUGCUGCUGCUGCUGACGUGGCAGCGAGCGGAACGAGCGGGGAGAAGGCGCAGCCGCCGGCUUCCACGCUGCUUCCGACGUCCGGCGCUCCGGUGGUGUCGCCGCUCGUUACAGGCACGUCGCCGCUGUCGCCCGCAUCGCCCACUGGUCGCACGGUUCGCGCCGUUCUCGCAGGGCUCAAACAGGGUCCCAAGAAGGUGAAUCUCGUAGCGGCCAUUGUGCGGGGGAUGACGCCAGACGAUGCGCUCAUGCAGAUGGCAGUCAGCACCAAGCGCGCUGCUAAAACCGUUGCUAAGGUCGUCACAGCAGCCAAGGCCAACGCAGUGCAUAACCAUGGGCUGGAGGAGAAGAAGCUCAUCAUUGCGGAGGCGUAUGUAGGCAAAGGGCGGUAUCUGAAGCGGCUGAACCCGCAUGGGAGGGGGCGGUCGGGAGUGAAGCACCGCUACCGAAGCCGCCUCACCGUGGUGGUCCGGGAGAUGAGCGGCCCUGAGGAGGAGCGCGUGGAAAAGCAGAGGGCUGCUGCGGCCAAUCACAGGUGGUUGCGGCGCGUGCAGAGGAAGCGAGGCCAGAUUGUGCCGCAUAAGGUGGUGGAGGUGGGGAGGAGAAAGGAGGAGGAAAGUGGGGCUGCUUGA
This is a messenger RNA of Closterium sp. Naga37s-1, 1002 nucleotides long. The record is from the annotation of a GenBank genome assembly. Lineage: Eukaryota; Viridiplantae; Streptophyta; Zygnematophyceae; Desmidiales; Closteriaceae.